CAAAAAUGAGGGGACCUUGCAAUGCUGUGGGAUUGACGACGAAGACCAGUCCCGAACCAUUUUAAUUAUUUAUUUACUGAGUUCUUCCCGUUGCCUCGUUGCCUCAUUUCAUACCCCACAAAGAUGAGGGUGUUGCAUGGAUGUCUUUGCUAGCUUGGAGUGUAGGAUUACACACACAUGUAUGCUCCGUUCAGGCAAUGAUAUUAUAAGCAAGCCAUGUCGUCUCCUUCGUCUGCCUCCAAAACGAACCGCAGUGGGAGCCGCCAGCUGUCCACUACUACUGCUACCACUCCCAGCAGUACUAUUAGUACUAGUACUGGAAGUCCCUUCAAGAAGAAUGCGUUCAAUGUUCUGAUGCAGAGUUCCGCUCGUUCCCCUAGUAAGAAGAAACGAAGCUCCAGUAGUACUGGUACUGGUAGUGGCUCUGCUAGAAAGAGCAGCAGCAACAGAAGUGUGAGUCCUUCCAAGAAGAAGAAACCAAGGACAACUAGUACUAGUAGAUCCAGUACUAGUAGUGGCAGUACCAGUAGUGGCAUUGGGUUUGUGGAGUGUCCUUUAGGCUGUGGUCGCCAUGUGGCCAAUCUGGAACAUUCCAUCAAUCGCCAUUUGGAUUUUCAAUGUACAGUCAUGAAGCAGCAACGAUUGCAAGCUAAGCAACAGCCUGAGCCGUCACAAAGUUCACAAACUGAAGAAGAAAAGGGAGAACCUGAACCAGAAUUUCAGGAGCCAAGUCAACAAGAAAAUGAAGAACCUGAUCCAAUCGUCAUGAAACAAGAAGCACAAUCUAUGCAUACAUGUAUAGAUAGUCCAAUCAAGACGGAACAAGAUGAGGAUUCUGACAAAGCAGAAGAGUCUUGCACGCCCAAUCUGUCUAGUAGUACAGAGGCCCAUCAAAACACUGAUUCUGCAAUGACCAGCAAAACUACUAUUGAAGAUCACAACAACCUGGAUGUGGGACAUGCCUUGUUAAUGCUCCAUGCUUCAUCCAUUGUUUCACCUGAAAAUUCACAACCACAACCAACACCACUCCCUCCCAUUGAUCAACAGACUGUCACUCAAGAACACCAAAGGCAACAGCAAGAAUCAACGCCGUCACCCAAUAGUGCCACCGACGAUAAGAAACAAACUAACGUAUUUGCCCACAUGAUGCAACAAUCCAGCAAAGUUUUCGCUUCCGCAAACAGCACCAAACAAGUACAACAGCACUUGACACUCCACUAUGACCCCAACAAUAAGGAUUCCUUAGAAUUCUCUUGGAACCUACAGGUAAUCGACAAUGAUAACAACCAUCCACAGCAGGAACCACCACCUCUUUGGUCGUGUGACUCGAAACUCAAGGACAAGGAAACCGAUCCACACACUACCAUUGCCUUGACGGUAUCCGUCACUUCCAAUGGCAUUCCUGCCAAUGCCACACAAGACGAUCAUCGAUGGGUUCGAAAACAUUCCCGACUUUCGGUACCCGUACUCAAAUCCAUUCUACAAAAAUCCAUUCGUAGACGACGACCACUACCCAGUGUCCGCGUCGCCAUGGAACUCAUGGAUAAGGCACUGGGCGAAUUCCUCAGACGAUUGCCCAUUAUCGUAUUGGAAGACUCUACUUUGCAUCCAGAUUAUCCCUUGCUUAUUUGGGCCAUGGUCGCCCAUAGCAAGGGCUUCUUUGAUAUCGAUACAACAUCAGAGGGCGACAAUACUCCCGCGUCCACCAAUAGUCGCUGGAACGUGAUUCGGGCACUCCAGUUGCGACUCUUGCGUAUUGUCUAUGAAGUGGCGUCGUGUCCCGUACAGGAUCAUCUCUCUUCGCACCAAGACCCGGACGACGAAGCAUCAUCACCCUCGGCAGAUCAAGGACAGACACCAAUCAACAACUCCACGAAGCCCUCCUUGUCCAACCCAUUCCUUGUUGUGCGCGAGGUGACAACAGACAUCGACAAGUCUACGGAAUCGGACACCAACACGACGAGCAAGGCUGACAAACAAAAUGAUGGAACAGACCCGGUGGUGACAAAGCAGCAACCACAGGAUCAGCAAUCGUCACAAAAACAGCUACAACUUGCUAUUUGGGCCAUGCUAGUGCGAGCCAAGUACGGUGGCAUGUCGUGCGAUGUGCGCAUGCUCUAUCUGUAUGCACAAACAUGGCAUGAUCGAUUGCAGCAGGAAGGCGACGACGCCACUUGGUUAGACGUUCCCAAACGAAUGCACGAAAAGGCCGUGGCAGCUUCCACGACGCGUCUAGCAUCGACCGACAUCUUUUUGGAACGGUUGUGUUUGCCAGAUAUUUGCCGACAAGGAGUGGACUUUCAUUGCAGCAACAUCAUUCCGACAUUGUUGCAAGACUCGCAACUCCGAACGGCGGUUCAGCAAAUAGCCGACAAGAUGGAAUGUAGUGCCGAAAGCCUCCUCCAACGAAUCAUUUGGAAGUUUUCGGCAGGAGUGAACCUGCGAAGGCCUCUGGUCACGGAAAACAAGAAGGGUGGACGAUCCAAUCAGCAUCAAGAUCAAGUCUUGAACCAAUUUUGGAAGGAUGUCCUCGACGACUUGGUGACCGCAUUUCAAACCAAGUAUCUCGGAGAGCGCUUGCGAUGACGUGCUUGCUUUUGUGACGACGUGAGCUAGCCUCGUAGUCUUUCGCAACACGGUUGGCGGGUGUUGGAUGGGGGGCACCAAGAUGACAUUAAAGGAUCUCUGCGCUCGGUCUUUCGUCAUCUCCGCAGCUUCGAUGGGGCAGGCAGACACAGAUGCUGCGAACAGUCAACUUAUCAGGCUUCAUGGAGAUCAACAAUAUGUGAUGCUACUAUUACAGGCAAAUGCUAGCUAACCACUGAGAGCCUGAUCAAGAUCAAUUGUGACGGGCACAUCAAGACGCAAACCUCAAAGCACCAAUGUCCCCGAACAAGCCAGUAACGCCAUAAUUGGUAGCAGGAAUCCUCCCGACUCUCCUUGGAGUGGCUCUCCCGGAGGUGGCAUCUUCUUCACUAUGACUGGCUAGUAUUCCAGCAACCCUGGUAUGAUUGGAAUCAAAGGAGACGGGUUCGCUCCGUCAAAAAGCAGGUUCCUUCCUUCUCUUGGAAUGGUGUCUGGGACAGUGCGGUUCCAGAUAUCGGCAAAGUUGCCAACAUCGUUCACAGCAUCGCGAAAUAUGCGACUGAGUUCAAUUCCGUACAGAGAGACAGUAGGCAUUUUGUUGGAUGUCUCCUUUGUGAUUCCAUUUUCUUCAGCAAAGAUAAUGGCUUCCACAAUCCAUUUCACUGCCGUUGCCCAUUCAUGAUCGGAUUGCCGAGUGGCCAGGCAACGGUUGGAUAGCAUGUUGCUGGGGAGGAGCACUUUAAGUCAGCGUGAUAUUUCAUGAUCGAGAACGGACAACAGUUCAAGCAUGCGUACCUUCCAACGAUGUCCACAACAGGGGUAUUGUAGAAGUAGGGCUGAGAAAACGAGAAUCCAACGCCAGUGGUGGGCUCUCUUACUUCAGUUUCAAUGUUCCACGGAGCACCCGCAAGAAUGUCGAUUUGUCCGUCUUGCAGCAGGGAAAAGCCGUUUGUGUCAUUUGUAACCUUUACUACCUCCAACGUCUCGGAAGAACCCAGAAGACCGGAGGCUACCGCUUUACAGAAUUCCACGUCCAUCCCCUGAAGACCCACAAGCCCGUCGGCAAGUUCUUGUUGUUUCUCUACUGCAGGCACAGAUGAUGACACACCAACUCCACACCGCAGUCUUCCCCGUCUGAUGAUCCCUGCCAUUGUGCCAUUACUCCGUGGAGGAGGUCCCGUUACCUCCUGGCGUCCAAAAGGACGAGACACGAGAAAUCCAUUACAGGACUCGUUCACGCCAUAAUGAUACACCAUUCGCGGAUACAGCUCUGAUAUGAUUCUCCGAUCGUACAUUUCCCCAUAGUUCCCUGUAACAGCAAUGGCAUCGUACAGCAUGUUCUGGAAUUCUGCCCCGACUACCAGCGGUCGUUUGAAUUUGUGAAUUGCGGCCUCAUCAUCCACAUUGUCCCUAGUGAUCCCGUACCGUUCGGCCGUAAACCACGACAGUUUGACGAUAUCAACAAAAUCGGACCAUUCUGGGUCGUCAGCUCUCGUGGCCGGUGCCAAGGGUUCCGUGAGGAACACGCCAGGAGAAGGGUAGAACUCUCCGGUGUAGUUGUGCUCUCGCAUAACGGCAUUGAAGUGCAGAAUGGAUGCUACCAAGACCACAUUGCACGUGCCAUUGACGAAUUGUUCAAAGGCUGUGUUAUACGAAUCCACCUCGACAAUAUUGUUGCGAGGCAACUGCAGAGCCAACGUAUCCAUUUGUCGUGUUCCUUGCAGGACACAAACUCUCAAGUCGGCACAUUCCUGAAUAUGCCGCAAACCGUGGUCGGCACAAGCCACCAUGUCUUGUAGGCCUCCAAAGCCAGAUGUAAUGAAUGUAUGCGGUGUGGCAAACUUGAUCCCGGCUCCAAUGCUAUAGUCAUACACUUCUCGAUCCAUGGUCAACCCAAAGGCAUUGUGCAUCAUAUCCACUUGUCCAUCCUGGAGGGCUUGAGACCGUUGAUCAAAGGGUACUUGCACGAUACGAAUCUUGUAAGCAUCCCGGCCCAGGGCAGCCGCGGCAAAGGAUCGACACAUUUCGGUAUCCAUCAUAUUCUCCUCGCCCUCUUCACGGUGGAAUCCUCGCAUGACUACUUCCAGUGCCACUCCGCAACGAAGCACCCCUCGUUGUCUGAUGCGGGCCAAAGUCGACAGGUGUGGUGGUGGAAGAGUCACAUCCGUUUUGGUGUUGUUGGCUGUUGCUGUGGUGGGCUCAUUAGUAGUGGCGGAGGUGUUGGCAAUUAUUGUUGGUUCAGGUAUGGCCUGGUCAGAAUUGGAAUUGACAGUUACUGCUGCUGCUGCAAUGCCAGCACCGACAGCUGCACAGAGCAACAACCCAAAUAUAAGGACAUAUCGACUUGUACGUGUGCUCAGAUGAAAGCCCAAUGGUUCCGCCUCUACCAGGAGGGUACCUGUACCAGUGCUAUCAGUAGUACCGGUACCCGGAGGAGACUGUUCCUGAGGGAUACCCGGAACACUUUCUUCAGGGACCAACGUGGCUUCCACUAGGGUUUCAGUAUCAUUAUUAAUGUGCACAUUGGUACCGGUAGCACCCGAUAAUGAAGGGCUCUGUAAGUUCUGUUGUCCCACAGCCGCAGAUAACUCUCCUGGCUGCAAUAAACUCUGGUUGCCGUCUUGGAUGGAGACUGCACCCACCUGAGUGUUUGAUGCCACAUGUGGAAGAAGGAGAGGUGGGACAAGUUCUGCCAGAGGAGGGUCACCGAUACCGACAUUAGUAUCGGCAGUUGCUUCCAUGCCAUUCUCUUGCACGUAAGGAGGGGGCCUGUUGGUCCCAAUUCCGGUGCCAACUAUUAGCUUAGCGGUAUCUCCCGCGGUAUCAAUAGCCUCUUCAGAUUCUUUUGCUGCUGCAGACCUAGGAAUGCUUUCGGUAGCAUGAUCACCUUUGUCCUCAGAGCUCUUCAUUGUAUCAGCCAUCAUCUUGUCUUGCUGCUUGACUCAGUAAUACAGGCACUGAUCCACAAAUUAUGAAACAUCAAAAGGAGAGAUAGAUGGACUAGAUAGGCCUGUGCAUUUUUUGUGCGUCCCAUGUCUCAUCCAGCACCCUCUAUCUCACUCUUGUUGUGGUUUGCCACUCUGGCGGAAGGUACCAGUACCAGUAGUUCCUCGAUUUUAAAAGAGGCUAAAAACUACUGGUACCGGUACACGCUGCACAGCCGUGCGUUGGCUCCCAGUCUCUGACAUCACCUGGAAGGCACCAGGUUUCAGCGAGGAUACACAAAAAACUCUUCAAAGUCGCGGUAGUCGCGAUAGUCCCGGUAAAUAGUCGUUGCUAAGUCGCGGUGCGCGAC
Messenger RNA from Seminavis robusta, 5881 nucleotides. NCBI's taxonomy places the organism in Eukaryota, Bacillariophyta, Bacillariophyceae, Naviculales, Naviculaceae. The record is from the annotation of a GenBank genome assembly.